AUGUCACAACGAAGAUCCUAUAAAGGCAAGAGGGUAAAUGGCGCCUCAAAUAAUAGCUUGUCGUUGUCGCCUCAAUUACAGAGCUUAAGUGAAAUGUUCCCUGAUUGGGAGGCCGAGGAUCUAUCAACCUUAUUGAGCGAACACAAGAAUGAUGUUGAGAUAGUGAUCGACUUGAUUGUCAAUAACAAAGUUGCAAAGUGGGAGCCUAUUAAGAAAGAGGUGAAACCUAGAAAGAAAGAUGAUCAUCAUGACCAUGCACCAUCUACAAAUAAUCCACAGCAUCAUGAACUGAUUUCGAGACCUAAUAAACACCAGAAAGAAAAGCCAAAGAUUGAUAAAAAAAGAGAGAAGAGGGGUGCUCAAAUAUCCAAGAAAGAAACACACCUGGCUCAACCAGUUAACUCAAGCACUUCAAAUCUGGGUGGCCAAAAGACCUCUGCCUCGAAGACUGAGCCUGCUAAAGCUGACGGCAGAAAGAGUUCGAGCUCAUGGGCCGCUGCAUUGAGCAAGGAUUCCAGACCUAAAACCAAAUCAGGUGUAACUCAGCUCACCAAGGGCCCUGAGGAGGAGAAGGAGGAAGUGAAAACCCAGGAUCCAGUUCAGGAAGUUUCUCGCGAUAGUCAUUUGGAAGAAGAUGACACCAACAAGCAGGUAUCUGAUCAACAAACCUCUUGGGCAUCUGCAAUCAAGCCUAAGUCAAAGACACCUAAAGUGGAAUCCACUGAAGCACCACUGCAUGACCAAGCCAAUGAUGUGCCGAUCGCCGACGAUGAGGCUCAAAGUCAAUUUGUCACGAAUGACGUUGUCGAGCAAGCUGCGCCCGUAAUCGCUUAUGAUUCCCAAGCAACACAAAUCUCGCCUUCGGCGGUCAAAGAAUCGGAAGUUGUAUUGCCACAAGAGGUCAGUAAUGUCGGUGUUUCGUUUGGCUCCUUAUCAUUGAACGAAAAAAAUGCUGCCAUAGAGGAGGUUGAGCGUCAACGUGCCACCAAACCCCCUUCAUCCGCCCCUGCUAUAUCUCAUCAACCAACCUCAGAAGGCACUUUCCAAACUUCCGGAGGUGAUAUCGAUAAGUUCAGCACCUCGCAGACACAAGAACCUCAGAGCGCCCAGCAACUUCAACAUUCCAACGAUCAACAACAUGACCAACAACUUCAUCUGAAAACAGCGCACCCUCAGGAUGGUUAUCUGAUGCGCCAGGAAUUCCACAAGGGAGCUCCACAAGUUCCAGAAUACUACGCUCAGUACCAACAAAUCCAGCAGCUGUUUCCACAACUGGCUGGUGCUGCCAGUUUGCCUGGUCAAUUUGGUUACCCGGGAUACGACUAUGCCGGGGCCUUCGGUCAAGCUGGAUUAGGGUCAGUGUCACCAGCGUAUUACCAUAACUCUAUUGGAAACGCGAGUCAAGUGAAAAGUGGCCCUCAAGGUGGCAGCGCCAAUGCUGAGGUUAGCCUGUCUCCGCUAGUUCCAGGAACAAAUAUCGCUCAACAACAUUUGCAUAGUUCUCAACAGACUCAGCAAGUGCCUGGAUCGGCUCCCUUCGGAUUUCCUAAUUACUAUUACAAUUACUUUAAUACGCCUUAUUACGGGAAUGGAGCUGGUAUCAAUAACGCUGCCGGUGGAUUUGGAAUGCAGCAGCAGGUAAGUGAUGCAUCCUCUGCCGGUCACCACUCAAGUGGAGCUGAAGGUGAUGCGCCACAACAUCAAGACGCACAUGCUGCUCAAGCAGCAAAUCAAAGUUACGGUCAGUACUACGGAACUCCAACACAAUAUGGCUCUAGAGCAGGAAUUCCUUUGUAUCCAUCGUCGCAACCAUUCCCUCAGAGUGUUGUGCAAGUUGGUGAGGGUGACCAACAACAACAUCCUCAGGUGCAACAGCCACAACAACAGCCACAACAGCAGCAGCAGCAGCAACAACAACAGCAGCAGCAGCAGCCCCCCACUCAGCAGGGUCAGAACAGGCAACAGGGGAGUCAGGCACAAGGUGGCCCUGUCCCAAAUGCUGUUCCAACAUUCCCACAACAAAUGCCCCAAUACGCAAACUUCCAACAGUAUCACCAGUACGGUAACUUCCAGGAAAACAACCAAUACCGAGUGUCUACCGAGAAGAAGAAGUCAUCGAGAAAGAAGAAGGAUCCAAAUGCUCCAAAGAGAUCAUUGUCUGCUUACAUGUUUUUCGCAAAUGAAAAUAGAGACAUUGUGAGGGCUGAAAACCCUGGUAUCACCUUUGGUCAGGUCGGCAAGAUGCUUGGUGACAAGUGGAAGGCAAUGACGCCAACUGAUAAGGAGCCAUACGAGAGCAAGGCUGCUGCUGACAAGAAGAGAUAUGAGAAGGAGAAGGCCGAAUACGCCAAGAGGCAAUAG
This is a messenger RNA of Candidozyma pseudohaemuli, 2361 nucleotides long. RefSeq lists its product as uncharacterized. Bases 1 to 2361 code for a protein of 786 amino acids. The record is from RefSeq and is a predicted model, not a curated record. The transcript is spliced from 2 exons. NCBI's taxonomy places the organism in Eukaryota, Fungi, Ascomycota, Pichiomycetes, Serinales, Metschnikowiaceae. Gene Ontology annotation, molecular function: ubiquitin binding.